Triplophysa rosa is the source of this 2596-nucleotide messenger RNA. RefSeq names its product anosmin-1 (gene anos1). The transcript has 14 exons. The coding region runs from base 81 to 2033 and encodes 650 amino acids. Gene Ontology annotation, biological process: neuron differentiation. Gene Ontology annotation, molecular function: peptidase inhibitor activity; protein binding. The record is from RefSeq and is a predicted model, not a curated record. Gene Ontology annotation, cellular component: extracellular region; cell surface. NCBI's taxonomy places the organism in Eukaryota, Metazoa, Chordata, Actinopteri, Cypriniformes, Nemacheilidae.
CUCCCCGGGGCCGCGGGAAACUUUCUUCAGUCGCAGCAGCAGCUCCAUCACAGUCGGCGCGUGAGCUCGCAGCCUUCAUCAUGUGUCUGAAGAGCGCGUUCGUGUUGAGUUUGUGGAUUAUAUUUAUGGCGAACGUGUACGCGAGGAAACCUGACGAGUUCUUCAGCGCGAGCGUUUACCGCGCGAGGUGCGCGUCACGUUGCCUCAGCCUGCACAUCACGCGCAUCUCUGCUGUUUUCAAACACUUCCAGAGUAACGGAUCUCUGGUUUGGUGUCAGAAUCACAAGCAAUGCUCAAAGUGUCUAGAACCUUGCAAGGCAUCAUGGGACCUGCAGGAGAACCAGUGUCAGGACCUGUGUGAGACGCACUUUCCAAAGAAGCAUUACGAGUGUCUCACGAGCUGUGAGUUCCUGCGCUCCAUUGAGAGUCAGAAACAAGGCGACUGCCCGGCGCCGGAGCGUGCCAGCGGAUUCGCAGCGGCGUGUGUGGAGAGCUGCGAGACGGAUGCUGAAUGCUCCGCUGUGAAGAAAUGCUGCUCCAACGGCUGCGGUCACACCUGCCAGGUGCCAAAGAAUCUCUAUAAAGGAGCUCCUCUGAAGCCCAGGAAGGAGUUGGUGUUUCUGGAGGAUUCCUCAGGUCAGCUGGAAAUACGCUGGUCAUCGCGCUUCAACAUCUCAGUAGAACCGGUUCUGUAUGUCCUCCAGCGCCGCUGGAACUUUGGCAUUCACCCCAGUGAAGAUGACGCCACCCAGUGGCAGGACGUGGCGCAGAUAGCCAAAGAGCGCGUCCUGUUGACCGACAUCAGACCGAGCAGGUGGUAUCAGUUCCGUGUGGCGGCGGUUAAUGUUCACGGCACCCGCGGCUUCACGGCUCCCAGCAAACACUUCCGUUCGUCCAGAGAUCCAUCUGCACCUCCAACCCCAUCUGACCUGAGAGCGACCAACAUCAGCGUGGGGCAGGACGGUCUGAUGACGGUCAGACUCAACUGGACUCUUCCUGUAGAAUCUGACAUCCCCGUCCAUCACUUUAAAAUCUUCUGUAGCUGGACCGUGCCUGGAAAAUCACUGAGACCCUCCAGAAGAAAGAGACGAAAGACCACAGACGGGGCUGAAUUCUCUGUUGAUCUGGACGGACUUCACACCGACUUCACUUACACGGUUGAGGUUCAGUCCGUCACAUACUGGUCUCAAACACGACUGAAGAGCGCCAAAGCAUCCGUCCGCAUAGACCCACAGCAACACAAACACUCCAAUCCAGUGUCUAAGAUGAGAAAGAUUCCGGCUCUGAGUUCUGUGUCAGGAAAGAGAAGCUCAGGUGCGCUGGAGGUGGGCACACCGUAUUAUCAGGACGGACAACUACAGCUCCGCAUCUACUGGAAAAAACCAGCAGAUUCAUUUGUGCAGCGUUUUCAUGUUCAAUGGACACCAGAACACAGCAGAGCAACAGAGAAGUCCAUCACUCAGGAGAACUACAUCAAUCUUCCCAACCUGCUGUUUUCCUGUAAGUACAGAGUGACCGUCCGCACGCUGAACGGCAAGAGACGCUCGAAAGACGACAGCAUCACUUUCCUAACACCAUCCUGCGCUACGAUCCAGAGCAAGAGCCCAAAACCCAUCAUCUGUCCUGGAGACACAACACCAUCGAAGGUUUUAGCUAAACCUGUAAACCUGACGGCAGCCUUUUCCUUCCACGGCGACAACGUCACAGCUCAUUUUCUCUGGAGGGUGUCCCGCCCCCAGCCCCAUCAACCAAUCACAGGGUUCCAGGUCACAUGGGCGGAGGUUACGACAGAGAGCCGACAGGACGGACUGCCCAACAGCAUCAUCUCUCAGUCUCAGAUUCUGCCACCUGAUCAUCGUGUGCUGGUGGUGUCCAACCUCCGAGCCGCUUCGCUGUACAGAUUACAGGUUCACAUCAUCACUGCGGCGGGAGAAGGACCUGCAACCAUGAAGAUCUUUCAGACGCCCGACCGACCACAGCAUCACCAGAAAGUUGGACAUCAGCAUCAGAAAUCUGCCGUGGAGAAACAUUGAAGACGUCUGAACAUGUUUAAACAGACAACACUGUAAACAUCAUCACUUCAUCGUCAUUGAUUGAGAAAUCUCUUCAGUUGUGUUGCUCCAGUGAAUUUCAGUGGUGUGACAGGCGGGAUGAAACUGAAGCAGAUGAGAUUCAUGGGAUUAUUUACUCAUCCUCAUGUUCUUCACUAAUGAUUCUUUCUUUUGUUCAUUGUGGAUUAUAGACACGAGGUCGAGUACAGAAUUAUUGUCAUUAUUUCUUGCGUUAUUCCAUUGACAGGUUAACGGAGACGUCAGUUUUGUUCAGUAAUACUCCAGCGUGUUUUAGUUUUGAUGAAAUGAUGUUUGUUGUGGUGCAGUCAGUGAAUGUUGAUAUUUAUUUAUGUGUGUAUUGCAACACUCUGUUUGUUUGUUUGUUUGUUUGUAAGUUUGUUUGUUCUGGUGCAUUAGAAGGUCAGUGUUUUAUUGUUUCAAAAGCAUUUCUUGUAAAGCGUAAUGUAAAAAACUGAAUUGUACAUAUAGUCUUAUGUUCUCUUGUUUCCAUGUACAUACUUUAUUGAAGUAAUAAAAUAAUCCCA